AUGGAGCCCGAGAUGGAGCCGGAGACUCUGGAGGCGCGAAUCAACAGAGCCACGAACCCCCUGAACAAGGAGCUGAACUGGACCAGCAUCAACGGCUUCUGUGAGCAGCUCAACGAGGACUUGGAAGGGCCUCCACUUGCCACCCGACUGCUGGCGCACAAGAUCCAGUCCCCGCAGGAGUGGGAGGCCAUCCAGGCCUUGACGGUGAGGAGGAGGGACAGGGGCUGGCGGGGCCCUACCAGGCUCUUCUUGAGUUGUGACAGGGUGCUGGAAACCUGCAUGAAGAGCUGUGGCAAGAGGUUCCAUGAUGAGGUGGGCAAGUUCCGCUUCCUCAACGAGCUCAUCAAGGUCGUGUCUCCCAAGUACCUGGGCUCUCGGACGUCAGAGAAGGUGAAGAACAAGGUCUUGGAGCUGCUCUACAGCUGGACGGUCGGCCUGCCCGAGGAGGCGAAGAUCGCAGAGGCCUAUCAGAUGCUGAAGAAACAGGGGAUUGUGAAGGCUGACCCCAAGCUUCCAGACGAUGUCACCUUCCCUCUUCCUCCUCCACGGCCCAAGAAUGUGAUCUUUGAAGAUGAGGAGAAAUCCAAGAUGCUGGCCCGUCUACUGAAGAGCUCACACCCUGAGGACCUCCGAGCAGCCAACAAGCUGAUCAAAGAGAUGGUGCAGGAGGACCAGAAGCGGAUGGAGAAGAUCUCAAAGCGAGUGAACGCCAUUGAGGAGGUGAACAACAACGUGAAGCUGCUGACAGAGAUGGUCAUGAACCACAGCCAGGGCGGCUCGGCGUCGGGCAGCAGCGAGGACCUCAUGAAGGAACUGUACCAGCGCUGCGAACGGAUGCGGCCCACACUCUUCCGACUGGCCAGUGACACAGAGGACAACGACGAGGCCUUAGCGGAGAUUUUGCAGGCCAAUGACAACCUCACCAGAGUGAUCAACCUGUACAAGCAUCUGGUACAGGGCGAGGAGGUCAACGGUGAUGCUACCACUGGCCCCAUCCCAGGAAGCAGCUCAGCCCUGUUGGACCUCUCCGGCCUGGAUCUCCCUCAUGCCAGCACCACCUACCCAGCUGUGCCCAGCCGCCCUGGCAGCCAGACCAGCCCUGAUCGGCCCAGUGCCUCGGUUUCCCUGCUUGACGACGAGCUCAUGUCUCUGGGUCUAAGUGACCCCACACCCCCUUCAGGUCCAGGCUUGGACGGUGCCGGUUGGAACAGCUUCCAGUCAUCCGAUGAUGGUACUGAGCAGCCCCUGGGCCCCAGCCCCAGCACAGAUGUCCAGCCCCCUCUGCCAGCCAGCAGUGCUCUGGAUGACCUGGACCUCCUGGGGAAGACCCUCCUGCAGCAGUCACUGCCCCCCGAGUCCCAGCAAGUGCGGUGGGAGAAGCAGUCUCCAGCCCCCCGGCUCACUCUGCGGGACCUGCAGAACAAGAGCAGCUGCGGCCCCUCCAGCCCCAGAGCCACCAGCCUCCUCCACACUGUGUCCCCAGAGCCACCUGGGCCCCUACAACAGCCCACCCCGCCGUCGGAGCUCUCGCUGGCCAGCGUCACUGUGCCCCUGGAGUCCAUAAAGCCCAGCAGUAUCUUACCUGUGACCGUGUAUGACCAGCAUGGCUUCCGAGUCCUGUUCCACUUCGCCCGAGACCCGCUGCCAGGGCGCGCCGACGUACUGGUGGUGGUCGUGUCCAUGCUGAGCACCGCCCCCCAACCCAUCCGCAGCAUCGUCUUUCAGUCAGCGGUCCCCAAGGUCAUGAAAGUCAAGCUGCAGCCACCCUCAGGCACAGAGCUGCCAGCGUUUAAUCCCAUCGUCCACCCCACAGCCAUCACCCAGGUCCUGCUCCUUGCCAACCCUCAGAAGGAGAAGGCCCGCCUCCGCUACAAGCUCACCUUCACCAUGGGCGACCAGACCUACACCGAGAUGGGGGACGUGGACCAGUUUCCCCCACCCGAGACCUGGGGGAGCCUCUAG
Molecule: messenger RNA, 1962 nt
Organism: Chrysochloris asiatica (Cape golden mole)
Lineage: Eukaryota; Metazoa; Chordata; Mammalia; Afrosoricida; Chrysochloridae
Gene: GGA1
Product: golgi-associated, gamma adaptin ear containing, ARF binding protein 1
Exons: 17
Coding region: 1-1962 (653 amino acids)
Biological process (GO): intracellular protein transport; vesicle-mediated transport
Cellular component (GO): trans-Golgi network
Molecular function (GO): small GTPase binding; ubiquitin binding; phosphatidylinositol binding
Source: RefSeq, a predicted model, not a curated record